Molecule: messenger RNA, 5740 nt
Organism: Pteropus alecto (black flying fox)
Lineage: Eukaryota; Metazoa; Chordata; Mammalia; Chiroptera; Pteropodidae
Gene: TPX2
Product: TPX2, microtubule nucleation factor
Exons: 18
Coding region: 313-2556 (747 amino acids)
Biological process (GO): regulation of mitotic spindle organization; activation of protein kinase activity
Cellular component (GO): microtubule; spindle
Source: RefSeq, a predicted model, not a curated record
UAGAGCCAAUAAGGACGCUGGGAUUGCCGAUUCUCGGCACUCUGAUUGGUGCAUUCGACUGGAGAGCCUGGGUUCAAAUUUUCAACGGUACUGAAUGAAUCCCUCGGCGGCUCUUGCGGGUGCUCCGUUGUUAUACCCGAGACGAGGUUCUUGAUAAGAAGUACUUGCUAAAUUUCAAGAUUUCAGAAGAGAAGUGAAAGAGUAUGUUGCAACUGUGAUUGGACUGACAGAUUAAACCCCAGAAGGUGACCUAUUGAGAAAAGUGAUACCAAUACUAGUAAAAAACAGCUCUCCUGCACCGAGGUGGGGACAAUGUCACAAGUUAAAGCCUCUUAUUCCUAUGAUGCUCCCAUGGACUUCAUCAAUUUUACAUCUUUGAAUGAUGAGGAAGAUACCCAAGACAUAGAUUCUUGGUUUGAAGAGAAGGCCAAUUUGGAGAAUAAGUUUCCUGGGAAGAAUGGGACAGGAGCGCUUUUUCAGGACAAAACUCCUUUGAGGAAAGCGAAUCCUCAGCAAGCUAUUGUCACACCUUUGAGACCAGUUGACAACACUAAUUACAAAGAGGCAGAAAAAGAAAAUCUGGUGCAACAGUCCAUUCCAUCAAAUGCUUGUUCUUCCCUGGAAGUCAAGGGAACCAUCUCCAAAAAUACUCCCGCCCAGUCUCAGAGAAGAUCUGCUAGACUCUCUGCUCGGAAGGAUCUGGCACAGAAAGAAAAACACCAUGUAAAAAUAAAAGCCAAGAGAUGUGCUACUCCUGUAAUAAUCAACGAAAUUCUACCCUCCAAAAGAAUGAAAGUUUCUAACAAUAAAAAGAAGCCAGAAGAAGAGGAAGAAGGCAGUGUUCAUCAAGAUACUUCUGAAAAGAAUGAGUCUUCCCCAGAGAAAGCCAAGGGCAGGAAUACAGUGUCUUAUAUACCACCUGUGAGGCAGAAGAUUCUGAAAAGUACUGAGGAGCAAGAGUUGGAGAAGAGCAUGAAAAUGCAGCAGGAGGUGAUGGAGAUGCGGAAAAAGAAUGAAGAAUUUAAGAAACUUGCUCUUGCAGGAGCAGGGCAACCUGCGAAGAAAUCAGUGAGCCAGGUAACCAAAUCAGUCGACUUCCACUUCCGCACAGAUGAGCGAAUCAAACAACAUCCUAAGAACCAGGAGGAGUAUAAAGAAGUGAACUUUACAUCUGAACUUCGAAAGCAUCCUCCAUCUCCUGCCCGAGUGACUAAAGGAUGUACCAUUAUAAAGCCUUUCAACCUGUCCCAAGGAAAGAAAAGAACAUUUGAUGAAACUGCUAGUCCUUAUGUGCCCUUUGCACAGCAAGUCGAAGCCUUCUAUAAACGAACCCCUAACAGAUAUCACUUGAGGAGCAAGAAGGAUGACAUUACUCUGUUACCCUCCAAAUCUGCUGUGGCCAAGAUUUCCAGAGACCCACAGACUCCUGUCCUGCAAACCAAAUGGCGUUCAAGGCCUGUAACCUGCAAAAGCACGGCAGAUCAGGAGGCCGAGGAGCUAGAGAAACUGCAACAAUACAAAUUCAAAGCACGAGAACUUGAUCCCAGAAUUCUUGAAGGUGGGCCCAUCUUGCCCAAGAAACCACCUGUGAAGCCACCCACUCAACCUAUUGGUUUUGAUUUGGAAAUUGAGAAAAGAAUCCAGGAGCGUGAGUCAAAGAAGAAAUCAGAGGAUGAACACUUUGAAUUUCAUUCCAGACCUUGCCCAACUAAGAUCUUGGAAGAUGUUGUGGGAGUUCCUGAAAAGAAGAUGCUUCCAAUCACUGUCCCCAAGUCACCGGCCUUUGCAUUGAAGAACAGAAUCCGAAUGCCCACCAACGAUGAGGAAGAGGAGCCAGUGGUGAUAAGAGCUCAACCUGUGCCACAUUUUGGGGUGCCUUUUAAGCCCCACAUCCCAGAGGCAAAAACUGUGGAAAUAUGCCCUUUCUCUUUUGAUUCUCGAGACAAAGAACGUCAGUUACAGAAGGAGAAGAAAAUAAAAGAACUGCAGAAAGGGGAGGUGCCUAAGUUCAAGGCACUUCCAUUGCCUCAUUUUGACACUGUUAACCUGCCAGAGAAGAAGGUGAAGAAUGCAACCCAGACUGAGCCUUUCUGCUUGGAGACUGACAAAAGAGGCGCUAUGAAGGCACAGACUUGGAAGCACCAGCUAGAGGAAGAACUGAGACAACAGAAAGAAGCAACUUGUUUCAAGGCUCGUCCAAACACUGUCAUCUCCCAGGAGCCCUUUGUUCCCAAGAAAGAAAAAAAAUCCGUUGCUGAGGGCCUUUCUGGUUCUCUAGUUCAGGAACCUUUUCAGCUGGCCACUGAGAAGAGAGCCAAGGAGCGGCAAGAGCUGGAGAAGAAAAUGGCUGAGGUAGAAGCCCAGAGAGUCCAGCAGAUGGAGGAGGCCAGGCAGCAAGAGGAAGAGCAGCAGAAGAAGGAGCUGGCCAGGCUACGGAAAGAACUGGUGCACAAAGCAAACCCAAUACGUAAAUACCAGGGUGUGGAGGUAAAGUCAAGUGACCAGCCUCUGACUGUGCCUGUAUCUCCCAAGUUCUCCGCCCGAUUCCACUGCUGAACUCGGCAGACACCACCUGGGAAUAGGAGCUACUUUUUGCUUCAAACCAGAAGCCUUCUUUCUUUGUCCCCAGGGCAUGGAGAGAACCCAUUUCUCCAGACUUUUACCUACCCAUGCCCGACAGAGCAUACCUGACAAGUGUGAACUCUAAUUUUGUUGAGAAUUGUUUUCCUGCUUUAUUGAGGCUAAUAAUGAGACUCAACUCAUAUAUGUCUCGAUCAGACUCCAUGUAGUUAUUUCCUUUGAACCAUCAGUUGACCUUUAAUAUGGGUCUUAACUCUGACUAAAAUUUAAAGUCUAUAUCAGUAACAGUGUAAUUUCUAUGGUCCCUUUCUUCACUCUUUUUUUCUAUUUUAAUCAGAAAAUAAAGAUAGUUAAAUACUGAGAUAGGAUUUAAGUCAUGGCUUCAAUGAGGAACAAUCAAGAUAUCAGAUUUCUUUCCUCUUCUCUGCACAAAAUGAAUUUUAAGGAGCUGUUUGCUAUGAGUGGGAAAGCCUCAUUAACUGCACAACAAAAAGACUGCAUGGAGUGAUGGGGAACCUCUCAGCCAUCCGCAAGCUUUGGGCAGAGCUGCUGUGAAGGCACAUUCUUCUCUUAUCUGUGCUGAUAAUAACGGAACGCUGUGCAGCACAUUUUUAAGUCCCCCAGUAGCCUGGACUGGAAGAAGAAAUAUGUUUGUCUUCCCCUCCCUGAUUUUGUAAUGGUGAUAUUUUUAAAUUUGUCUAUCCUCUUUGGAGGUCCCGUUUUAUUGGAGAAAUGGGUACUUUGAGAGGAAGGUCCAGCAGCUUUGAAGCACAGGCUUUCCCUUUCUGCCUGUGUCAAUAUCCUUCCAUAUUUGUUGACUCCCUCCCAGAAACCACUCUGAAAGGCAAUCGUGUGUGAUGCCUUUGCACAGACUGUUGCCUUCUUCCCUAAAUGUGCUUUUUUUCAUCUAGUAAACUCUUCCUUAUAAGACUCAGCUCAAGUAAUGUCUUUCUUAUAAAUCCUUCCUUGACUGCCUGACCUCCUCAGGUAAGGAUGAUCACUUCCUUUUUAGUGCCUCCCAAAUGUUUCCUGUAUAUAUCUCUCUAGCACAAUAAUUACACCAAGAGUUACUUGUACUUAUUCACAAACUAGAAGGGAGACAGAUAUUUAAAAUCAUCUUAGUCCUAGUCGUCUCUGUAUUUGUUGUAGCUGGCACAGAAUUUGCUAGGUCCAUGUUAAAUCAUAUAUUUUCUUUUAGGCUUGACAUUAUUUAUGAACCCUACUCUGUACUAGUCAUCUACUCCUGUGCCGUGAGAUAUAAUAACAACCAUAUUCUGCUCAGGCCAGUCCUAGGCACCAAAUAUGAUAUUAAACCUAUUUUAUAUUCCUUUCAUUUAUUCAGCGAGCAUUAUGUACAAGCCAUUAUAAUUCAGCAGCAUAUGAUUUUCAGAUCCCUGGGCUUCCUAAAGGCCCAUAAACUGAUGCAAAAUAUGGUUUCUUUAUUUUCUGGGCAAAAAGGAUAUGCAGUUUCUAUAUACAGUUCCACGAAUCUUUAUUUAUUUAACAAAUAUUAAUUGAGUGCUAACUCUGUAUAACUUGGCACUGUUCUAGUCCCUGGGAAUACAGCACUGAGCAGAAGUAGACUUUGUCUUCAUGGAGCUUACCUUUCAGGAAGGGAGAUAGACAAUAAGCAAGUAACUGUCCUCUUCCGUCAGGUGAUCCAUGUUUCCCUGACUGCUGUGGGGAGAGUAGACGGGUGGGAAAAGGGGGUCUGCGAGGUUGCAAAUAGGAAGGUGAGGUUCUUGCAGUUCUCCAGGUGAGAGCUAAUAGUGGUUUGGGCUAGGGUGGUGGCAGUGGAGGUGGUGAGAAAUGGUUGGAUUCUGAAUGUAUUUUGAAGUAACUGACAAGACUUGCUAAUAGAUUGGACAUGGAAAGAGAGAAAGAGGAGUUAAGGAAGACACUCAGGUAGCAGCCCCAGAGACAGAGUUCUCCAUCGCUUAUUCUCAGAUAUCCAGCUCUCUUCAACCCCUCUUAUCUCUUGUGGAUUCUCGGGGGGCUUUCAUUUUUUUUUCAGGUCACCUCUUUUCAGACACCCUCUCUGCGUCCUGUGUAGCUUUUUUUCCUACCUCGUAUCAGCAGUUCUCUUCUAACAGUUCACUGUCCUUCACAUAUUUUUAUCCAAUAUCAUUUUUUCAUUGUCUGUUUUUUGUUUUUGAUUGUUUCAGGUAGGAGAAUAAAUCUGGCCCUCAAGCUAAAGGUUUGGGAAAGAGCAUUAUUGAGAAUUAUGGGCCUAUUGGGAUCCUUCCAUCCCGUUCGCUUCAUUCUGGAUUACCUCCUCUAGAUGCCCAUGCCAGGGUGGUAAUAUGUGACAGUUUUUUAGAGGCAACAAAUGGGUUACAUUAUUUCAGAGUGAAUAUCUUAAAAUUAAGAUGCAGACAUCCAUUGCCUCUUGCUUCCCAGAAUUUCUCAUUUUCCCAGUAGCACUCUUUCUACUCAGCACAAUCUGUCUAGUUUAGAGUCCUCUCUGGUCCACCUCAUACGACCUUUAUUUUUCUAGUACUGCCUCCCAUUUCCCCCGAAACUCAAAACUCUCUGCUUUUAUAUUACCGUAAAAUUCAGGUUCUUUAUCUCUCCAGGCCAUGUCCUACAGGGGGCCUCUCUUUCAACAUUAGAGGUCACUCUGAAAUUGUCCUAAAAAAAACAUGUCCUCUGAUAGGAAUUUACUGUAUUCUACUGAGAAAUCUGGCUGUCAUGCUUUGCUUGGCAAUUUUGCAAAGCUCCUAGCACAUGCACACGUGCAAAUUGUUGGAAUUUCCAUAAUUUCUGGGAAGAGCUCUUUGUUUUCAGUGCUGUUUUGACUUGAUCAUGGCUUCCCAUUGCUAAUAGUCUUGUGCUACUUAAUAUUACUGUUCACCCUAACUUUGGUUGAUUGUUCUGUUCUUGUGUAAUCGCUUUGUUGCCAUCUUGACUGCUGUUUUCUUACCAGUUCUUUUCCAUAGAGUUUUGUCCCUGGAAAGUGGAGCUUGAGUGGUAGACGGGCUGCAUUGGCAGUUGCUCCAGCAUUUAGCAGAGACAAGACCUGUACAUAAAUAAUUGUAACGCAAGAUAGAUGUGAUUGAGUAACUCGAGACAGAGCAAGUGCCAAGGGAGUUUAGAGAUUCUUGUUGGAUGUGAGGUUGCAGUUCUUAAGGAUGUUUUUUCACUUUUUUUUUUUUUUAUU